CCUCUCCGGCCCCGCCCCGCUGCUCACAAUCCGCGGGUCGGCUGCCCCAGAGAGCCAGAGCUGAUACUAGGCGUACUGCCCGCGCUGCCGGCCCCUAGCUCUGCUGCUCUUGCCGGGCCGGGCGGCGGGCCAUGUUCCGGGCUGUGGCCGCUGCGCAAACCCAGGCCUGGCGAUGAGGAGCGGCGCCGAGCGCAGGGGCAGCAGCGCCGCGGCGCCCCCGGGCUCGCCUCCUCCCGGUCGCGCGCGCCCUGCGGGCUCCGAUGCGCCCCCCGCCCUGCCGCAGCCCGCAGCCAGCCAGCCCCGGGCCCGGGACGCCGGCGAUGCCCGCGCGCAGCCGCGCCCCCUGUUUCAGUGGAGCAAGUGGAAGAAGAGGAUGUCUAUGUCGUCCAUAUCGGCAGCCAGCACGCGGAGGCCGGUGUUUGACGACAAGGAGGACGUGAACUUCGACCACUUCCAGAUCCUUCGAGCGAUUGGGAAGGGCAGCUUUGGCAAGGUGUGCAUCGUGCAGAAGCGAGACACUGAGAAGAUGUAUGCCAUGAAGUACAUGAACAAGCAGCAAUGCAUCGAGCGUGAUGAGGUCCGCAAUGUCUUCCGGGAGCUGGAGAUCCUGCAGGAGAUCGAGCAUGUCUUCCUGGUGAACCUCUGGUAUUCAUUCCAAGAUGAGGAGGACAUGUUCAUGGUGGUGGAUCUGCUUCUGGGUGGAGACCUGCGCUACCACCUACAGCAGAAUGUCCAGUUCUCAGAGGACACAGUGAGGCUGUACAUCUGUGAGAUGGCCCUGGCCCUGGACUACCUGCGUAGCCAGCACAUCAUCCACAGAGAUGUCAAGCCUGACAACAUUCUCCUGGAUGAGCAAGGACACGCACACCUGACCGACUUCAACAUUGCCACCAUCAUAAAGGAUGGGGAGAGGGCGACAGCUUUAGCUGGGACCAAACCAUACAUGGCUCCAGAGAUCUUCCACUCUUUCGUCAACGGCGGGACUGGCUACUCCUUCGAGGUGGACUGGUGGUCGGUGGGGGUGAUGGCUUACGAGCUGCUACGAGGAUGGAGGCCCUAUGAUAUCCACUCGAACAACGCUGUGGAGUCGCUCGUUCAGCUGUUCAGCACUGUGAGUGUCCAGUAUGUGCCCACCUGGUCCAAGGAGAUGGUGGCCCUGCUUCGGAAGCUCCUCACCGUGAACCCUGAGCACCGGUUUUCCAGUCUCCAGGACAUGCAGACAGCUCCAUCGCUGGCCCACGUGCUCUGGGAGGACCUGAGUGAAAAGAAGGUGGAGCCGGGCUUUGUGCCCAAUAAAGGCCGCCUGCACUGUGACCCCACCUUCGAGUUGGAGGAGAUGAUCCUGGAGUCAAGGCCUCUGCACAAGAAGAAAAAGCGGUUGGCUAAGAACAAGUCUCGGGAUAGCAGCAGGGACAGUUCCCAGUCGGAGAAUGAGUACCUGCAAGACUGCCUGGAUGCUAUCCAGCAAGACUUUGUGAUUUUUAACCGAGAAAAGCUGAAGAGGAGCCAGGAACUCAUGAACGAGCCUCUCCCAUGCCCCGAGACUUCAGAUAUGACAGAUUCCACCGCAGACAGCGAGGCAGAGCCCACAGCCCUGCCCAUGUGUGGCUCCAUCUGCCCCUCAUCUGGGAGCAGCUAGGCCAUCUGGACUGUGUCCAAGGGCAGUUCUCUCUCAGGCUGCUUUGAAGACUCAGGACGGCCAGGAGGAGGCAGCAGUGGGGCAAAGACCUGACCGCCCAGCCUGCCCGUGAGGCAGUCAGUAUGGUGAAGCUGCUGGGAGCCAUGGGUGCCCGUCGAGAGUGGUGGUUGGGCGAGGAAGGCCCUGGGUACCUAGACCAUGGUUACUUGCAACAUAGAGGGAGUCCGGCAGCCGUCAUGAUGGCUGGCCCCUCUAACUGUAGGCUGGCAGAUUGCAGAUGGCCGGAGUGGUACAUUGGGGCAGUGGUACAUUGGCUUUCUGGACCCUUUUGGAAUUGGCUGUACAUAGCCGUGUGGCCAGUCUUUGCUGUGGCCUGGCCAGAAUGUCCCUGAGCUUGCUGCUCAAGGCUGUGGGGGUGGGAACAGGUCUUGCUGAUUCUGAUAAUGUCAUUGAGGGUGGGGGUUUGGGGAGGGAGUGGGUGGGAUGGCAAAGAACGUUUUCUAGAGAUACACGCUGCUCUGGCAAUUUCUGCAAUUUGUGUAUAGUUUUCACCUCUGAGAAUUACAGUCUAAGAACUGC
This is a messenger RNA of Peromyscus leucopus (white-footed mouse), 2218 nucleotides long. It is a transcript of the gene Stk32c, whose product is annotated as serine/threonine kinase 32C. The record is from RefSeq and is a predicted model, not a curated record. The transcript has 12 exons. Gene Ontology annotation, biological process: protein phosphorylation; G protein-coupled receptor signaling pathway; regulation of signal transduction. Gene Ontology annotation, molecular function: ATP binding; G protein-coupled receptor binding; G protein-coupled receptor kinase activity. The coding region runs from base 173 to 1639 and encodes 488 amino acids. NCBI's taxonomy places the organism in Eukaryota, Metazoa, Chordata, Mammalia, Rodentia, Cricetidae.